AUGAAGAUAAUCUCUAAUAAGGAUAAAUUCCGUAUUCGCUCUCCCGACCCGCUUCCAAAGUGUCCGCUCUGGGCCAUAAUGGAUCAAGUUAACUGUGACGUUGAACUCGAAAACCUCUCGCCUGAGCUUCCCAAAGUCACAGUCCUGGUACCAUCUGCUUCAUCGAAUUCCUCUGAAUUAUCAACAAUUAUUCGGAGCCUGGAUGAAGAAAGCGCCGAACGCUCCAAAAAAGAAAUUGUGGUCCACGAGAGUUUUACGAUUCUUCCACCCUCGAGCUCAAGAAAGCACAUUUUCCUCCCCAAGGAUGAAUUUGAUUUGUUGAAGCACCGGCCGAUUUUCAAUCACCCUCUGCCAAAAGAGGAGUGCCAGACCGAUGAAAGUGAUAUCUCCGAUGUGGAUGUGGACCCACUUGGGUUCGAAAAAGUGGACUCCCCACCAAUCGAGAAACGGCCUCCGUCGCUUGAUCCACCACAAAAGCCACAACUGAACUGCCAUUAUGAAACCUUCCCUGUUGUUCCUCAGAAUGGUCCCUCUGUGUCUCAUGAAGCACUUGGAGAAUCAAGAGACGGUGUGAGCCAAAAGCACAAUGGUCAUAAAAAGCAGAAGCUUUUCAGUCCAAUCCAGUAUGUUCCAAAGACUCCAUUGGAGGAUCAACUGGGAAAUUCCAAUGAACCACUGCAAAAGCGUCAAAGGGUCGACCCUGAAAUCAAUGAAACCAAUGGCCAGAGGGAAUUUGGCGGAAGUCAUUUGAUCAAUGUCGCUAGGAACCCAGAACCAGCUCCUUAUUUCAAUAAUGCAACUCAAAGGCACAUCGUCCCUGAUUUCAGAAGAUACAUGGUUACGCUAUUGGAUCAAAGGUUUUGCCGGAUCCAGAGAAAAAGAUACGUCCGCCCCAACUUACAAGAGCUUCAGAAUAACGACACUCAGCAUGUCUAUGUGAAGCAUUUCUUCUUCUCGGACAAGGAACCAUACAGUUAUCAGUGGGUCAGGAAAGUAAAAGACGAAUCAGGAACCGUCAUUCAAAACUCUCGAAGCGCCCUUUGUUCCUACUGCAAAGAAAUCCACUUCUUUGACAUUCGGAAAUCAUAUUAUGCCACACACAUGGCCUUGUACCAUGGCGUCUAUCCAAACGACUACUUGACUCCAGAACCGUUGUUUGCAGGUAUCUAUCAUACUCCAAGAUACAGCAGAUUUGGAUUUAUCGAUGGUACUGAAGAGCGCCGCUGUGUGGUUUGUCCCGCCUGUUAUGAACUUUUUGAUUUCGAUGUGGGGAGUAUCGGUUCCGAAAACUUGAAUAUAUCCUCGUACUUAAGGCACUUCAAGGACGCACACCGAUCCAGGAGGCUAGAGGGUUACUUUGAUCUUCAUAAGCGACACUAG
Molecule: messenger RNA, 1380 nt
Organism: Candidozyma pseudohaemuli
Lineage: Eukaryota; Fungi; Ascomycota; Pichiomycetes; Serinales; Metschnikowiaceae
Exons: 1
Coding region: 1-1380 (459 amino acids)
Source: RefSeq, a predicted model, not a curated record